ACAUGACAUGAGUUGCUCAGCCGGAAACAUCUAGGGCUACCAUAGCUAAACUAAAACCCCACUCUACCUCUUUCUCUCACACACACAACACACACUGAGUCUUACGCACAGUCGAGACGCUUUUUGCCUCUUUUUCCAUCACUUUUGCCAACUAGCAAACAUCCAAACCGCAGCACAGUAGUUGUAUCAGUUACAACCCCAAAAGCCAAUAGCCUACAACCAAGACCGCCACUUUUUCACCUCAUGAUCAGCCUUUAAUGAAAAAAUUCAACCUCGGAUUUUAAACAAUUGAAUAAAGCCCCCCAAUAAUCAACAAAUCAUCUGUAUUAUGCCAACUAUGGACCCGGCAAAUUCUAAUCCUUCUAGAGCUGAAGAACUCAAAGUCCUCGCCAAUGAAGCCUUCAACGUUUUUUCUUGGAUUCGUGAAGCCCAUAAAUUUGCGCAAGCUAUUGAUUUGUAUACUCAAGCAAUAGACUUGAAUGGUGACAAUGCGGUUUACUGGGCUAACCGUGCAUUUGCCCACACCAAAUUGGAGGAGUAUGGGAGUGCAAUAAUUGAUGCUACUAAGGCUGUUGAAAUUGAUCCUAAGUACUCCAAGGGGUACUAUAGACGAGGUGCGGCUUAUUUGGCAAUGGCGAAGUUUAAAGAAGCACUCAAGGAUUUUCAGCAGGUCAAGAAGUUAUGCCCUAAUGACCCUGAUGCCUCAAAGAAAUUGAAAGAGUGCGAGAAAGCUGUGAUGAAACUCAAAUUUGAGGAAGCUAUCUCUGUACCCGAAUCUCAAAGACGUUCAGUAGCUGAUUCUGUUGAUUACACUACCAUUGGUAUGACUACCAUGCUGAACUUCCUUUCUUUUUGA
Messenger RNA from Coffea eugenioides, 856 nucleotides. RefSeq names its product serine/threonine-protein phosphatase 5-like. Gene Ontology annotation, molecular function: molecular adaptor activity; protein binding. Bases 329 to 856 code for a protein of 175 amino acids. NCBI's taxonomy places the organism in Eukaryota, Viridiplantae, Streptophyta, Magnoliopsida, Gentianales, Rubiaceae. Gene Ontology annotation, cellular component: TRC complex; membrane. The record is from RefSeq and is a predicted model, not a curated record. The transcript has 4 exons. Gene Ontology annotation, biological process: post-translational protein targeting to endoplasmic reticulum membrane.